UUUCUUUCCGGUCCGGAAUUGCCGCCACUACUGCUCUUUCUCUCCCUAUCUAGCGGCUCAUUUCCUUCUCGAGCCACCACCGUCCGAUCCGGCGCCGGCGUUUUGGAUUUUCUACUUCAAUAUCAUUAUGGACGCCCGCUGCCGAUCGACGAAGCCGACGACCACUACCAAGGUGAAGGCUAAGUCAACUACCAUCGACGGAAAUUCCACGAAGGCUUCCGACGCUUUGGUUCUCCCUCUAUACUUCACCAACGCUGUCUUCUUCACGCUCUUCUUCUCCGUGGUGUAUUAUCUGCUCAGCCGCUGGCGGGAGAAGAUCCGUAACUCUAUUCCUCUGCAUUUCGUUACUCCGUCCGAGAUCGUCGCUCUCAUCGCUUUAGUUGCCUCGUUCGUGUACCUUAUCGGAUUCUUCGGUAUCGAUUUUGUUCAGUCUCUGUUUCUCCGACCGUCAACGGAAGUAUGGACUUCUGUAGACGACGAUGAGCGUUCCAUUGUUAAGGAUGAUUCGCAGAAAGUGCCGUGUGGUGCAGCGCUUGAUUGCUCUGUUCCUUCUCAAGUUUCGCCUACAGUGGUGUCUGUAUUGAAAUCGGUUGAUCCGCUGCCAGUUUCGAUCAAAUUAAAUGAAGAAGAUGAGGAGAUCGUGAAAUCCGUGGUGGUUGGAACUACUCCGUCGUACUCUCUCGAAUCGAAGCUCGGAGACUGCGCUAGAGCGGCGGCAAUUCGCCGUGAGGCGCUUCAGAGGAUUACCGGUAAAUCUCUCUACGGAUUACCUCUGGACGGUUUCGAUUACGAUUCGAUUUUAGGACAGUGCUGUGAGAUGCCAGUCGGAUACGUCCAGAUUCCGGUAGGGAUUGCAGGUCCGCUUCUGCUCGAUGGAAGAGAAUUUUCAGUUCCAAUGGCUACAACUGAGGGAUGUUUGGUUGCAAGCACAAACAGAGGAUGUAAGGCGAUUCAUCUCUCUGGAGGAGCCAACAGCAUCUUGUUGAGAGACGGAAUGACCAGAGCACCGGUGGUGAGAUUCGCCACCGCAAAGAGAGCCGCUCAAUUGAAAAUGUUUCUUGAAGAGCCUGAAAAUUUCGAGACUCUGGCUUUGGUCUUCAACAAAUCGAGCCGAUUCGGAAGAUUACAGAACAUCAAGUGCGCCAUUGCCGGCAAAAACCUCUAUAUGAGAUUCUCGUGCAGCACCGGCGACGCCAUGGGAAUGAACAUGGUCUCUAAAGGUAACGUUCUGGAUUUCUUGCAGGAGGAUUUCCCUGACAUGGAUGUAAUCGGCAUCUCUGGAAAUUUCUGCUCAGACAAAAAACCUGCUGCUGUGAACUGGAUUGAAGGAAGGGGGAAAUCAGUGGUUUGUGAAGCCAUAAUUAAAGGUGAUGUGGUGAGGAAGGUGCUGAAAACCACCGUGGACGCUUUGGUAGAACUUAACAUGCUUAAGAAUCUUGUUGGAUCCGCCAUGGCUGGAGCUCUGGGUGGAUUCAAUGCUCAUGCCAGUAACAUUGUUACUGCCAUUUACAUUGCCACUGGCCAAGAUCCUGCACAGAACGUGGAGAGUUCACACUGCAUUACAAUGAUGGAGGCCGUGAAUGAUGGCAAGGAUCUUCACGUAUCCGUCACUAUGCCUUCCAUUGAGGUUGGUACAGUUGGUGGGGGGACACAACUAGCCUCCCAAUCUGCUUGUCUGAAUCUGCUAGGAGUCAAGGGCGCUAACAGAGACGCACCAGGCUCAAACGCCAGGCUCCUAGCCACCAUUGUAGCUGGCUCAGUGCUAGCAGGAGAGCUCUCUCUCAUGUCCGCCCUUGCAGCCGGACAACUCGUCAAAAGCCACAUGAAAUACAACAGAUCAAUCAGAGACAUCGCCACUGUUUCAUCCUCCUAGUCUACCAACUCGCCGGAGCUACGCCGUCCACGGCGGAGGUAUGUAUAAUGUAUAAAUCA
Messenger RNA from Cucurbita pepo subsp. pepo (vegetable marrow), 1932 nucleotides. The record is from RefSeq and is a predicted model, not a curated record. NCBI's taxonomy places the organism in Eukaryota, Viridiplantae, Streptophyta, Magnoliopsida, Cucurbitales, Cucurbitaceae.